AUGGCGGCACUGGAGCAUUUGGAUUUGUCAAGAAACAAUCUGAGCGGAAAAAUCCCUAGCAGUACUCUACCUCCGGACCUUGGGCGGUAUUCUAUGCUUGAAGUUUUUCAGGUGGCGUCCAAUUAUAGGCUUAUUGGCCAGCUGCCACAACACUUGGGUGAUAAUGGAAAGUUGAUACGAGUGGUAGCUUCCGACAACAACCUCAGUGGUCAACUGCCGAAGUCGCUUGGAAAUUGCAAUAAUUUGAUAUUUCUUAAUGUUCAAAAUAAUAGGUUUUCUAGGAAUAUUCCUAGUGGCCUAUGGACAUUAUUGAAUAUGGGCAGCUUGCUGUUAAGCAACAAUUCGUUUAUAGGUGAGCUUCUUGAGAGAUUGUCACGCAAUCUUUCUCAAUUAGAGAUCAGUCACAACAGGAUAUAUCGAAAGAGAGAGCAGGUAUUGGAUUUGACGUGGGAGCUCACCUCAUUCCAGAGGCUGAAUUUCACAGAAUCUGACAUUUUGUCUAGACUGAUAGAUAAUAAUGUGAUUGGUAGCGGUGGAUCUAGAAAGGUAUAUCGUGUUGCUAUUAAUCCAUCAGGUGAAAUUGUCGCUGUGAAGAAGACAUGGAAUAAGAAAAAGGUAGAACAGAAGCUUGAAAAAGAAUUUCUGGCAGAAGUCAAAAUACUAAGUUCAAUUCGACAUUCCAACAUAGUGAAGUUGCUCUGUUGUAUCUCCAGUACUAAUAAUUCAAAACUUCUUGUCUACGAGUAUUUGGAAAAUCGUAGCUUAGAUCUAUGGUUGCAUAGGAAGAGUAGUAGAGCAUCAACUAUCUCAGGUUCAGUCCAACAUGUUGUCCUAGAUUGGCCUAAGAGAUUUCAAAUAGCAGUUGGGGCUGCCCGGGGGCUCUCCUAUACGCACGAUGACUGCUCACCACCCAUUGUUCAUCGAGAUGUGAAGUCAAGCAACAUCCUUUUGUAA
Molecule: messenger RNA, 954 nt
Organism: Alnus glutinosa
Lineage: Eukaryota; Viridiplantae; Streptophyta; Magnoliopsida; Fagales; Betulaceae
Product: LRR receptor-like serine/threonine-protein kinase HSL2
Exons: 3
Coding region: 1-954 (317 amino acids)
Biological process (GO): protein phosphorylation
Molecular function (GO): receptor serine/threonine kinase binding; ATP binding; protein kinase activity
Source: RefSeq, a predicted model, not a curated record